AGGCUUGUAACUAGUUCAUCUGGGCUUUUAUCCAGUGAAGUCUAGGGGCGGCCAAGCGGAAAAACCUCUGAUACCUAGGAGGAAAGUCCCAGCUGAUCUUAAGGGGAGGGGGAGAUACUUAGAGACCUUGCAUAGAACAACGAUAGUUAACAAUAUAAACGCAUCUCUCAGUUGAUUACUUAUACUGAGUAAAUACCUCUCCCUCCCCACCCCAGCAUUUUUAUCUGCAGCUUCCAAUCUCUGAUGCUAAAGUUUCAGAUCGCUUAGAACCAUGGGGAAUGGGAUGAACAAGAUACUUCCUGGCUUGUUCCUUGGAAAUUUUAAAGAUGCGCGUGACACAGAACAACUGAAACGGAAUAACAUAACGCACAUCCUUUCAAUCCAUGACAGCGCUCGGCCCAUGCUCGAGGGAAUGAAAUAUCUCUGCAUCCCUGCUGCAGAUUCGCCCUCUCAGAAUUUGGCCAGGCACUUCAAAGAAAGCAUUGAAUUUAUCCAUGAGUGCCGGCUUAGAGGUGAGAGCUGUCUUGUUCACUGCCUUGCUGGAGUUUCCAGGAGUGCAACUUUGGUUGUGGCCUAUGUAAUGACAAUCACUGCAUUUGGCUGGGAGGAUGCACUCUCUGUGGUGCGAGCAUCGCGAUCAUGUGCCAAUCCGAAUGCAGGCUUCCAGCGGCAGCUAGAAGAGUUUGAGAAAAAUGAUGUUGCUCAUUUCAGAGAGUGGCUUAGAGCAACAUAUGGAGAAAGCCCUUUGCAAGAUGAACAAGAAGCCCAAAAUCUUCUGCAGAAGUACAAAGCACAUGCAGCAGCUCAGUCGAGUGCUUCAGGAAGGCAGUGGGAUGAUAACUUUACUUCUGUUGCCUCCCUGUCAAUGUCUGCUCCGCCAUAAGGAUGCACAAUGUGGUGUUCCUUUGAUGAACACAAGAAUAUAUAACUUUAUAGUGGCUGCAUUCAGACUUCGUACCAUAUCAUGACUGGGAUGUGUCUUGAGGAGCUUAUGCUUCCUGUGUUCCUACCCUCCCUGCUGGCAGAGCCAUGAAAGAUCAAUCAAGUAUAGUGCCACGACUGAUUCCUAAAGUGUGGUUAAUCCUAACUAUGCUUUGUUUGAACCAAUCCAGCUUCACAAUUCAUGGUUUGAAGCUGGAUUAUUUCAGACAAACUAUGGGCAAGGUUGACCACAGUUUGAGUUGAUAUAACAAGCCAUGGUUAAUAAGAGAUGGAAGUGGAAGCUUCUGUACUCCUUGUGGCUAUGCUGGAGAUGGGAACAUGUUACCCAAAGACUCAUGUAAGCUAUUUCCCAUCACAAUAAGCCUUAGCUUACUGUGAUGUCCUAAUGCAGCCACUGAUUCAGCAGUGCAACUUGCUUUUACCUCCUGCGCAUGCACUAAGAGAACAUGUUUUGUCUUGUAAUGGCUCCAUACGGGAAUGCCUUGAUUCUCUUAGUAAGCAUGUCUCUCAGGAUUUGAGGAGCAGGACACCAGACUUCUGAACCUAGUGUCAUACUCACAGUUACCCAGGCUUUUCUGUGGAGGUACCAAGACCUGCAUUCUCUUCCAAUUGGUGUGUGAAAAGCAUGCCACUUUCUGACUGUUGAGAUGCCAAAUUAUUUUCUACAUAUGCCUGGUCCUCAGGCUGACCACUUAGCCAGGGUUUGGCACAGCUGCACUUUUCAAAAUUUCUGAUUUUCAGGGGUGGAGUGGGUGGGCGGGCAGGUGGGUGGGUGGGCAUUCAGUUCUGUAUAGAAGGGGAAUGUGCACACCAAACAGAAAAAACUUGCAUUGAGUGGAGCUCUGGUUUCACUGCAGCUAAUCAUGUAUCCAAAGAGGCAAGCUACUGAGCAAUGUAAAAAGAAAUUUCUCUCUUCAGCAGUAGAAAAACUGUACUUCUCACAUGUAUGCUCUUCUUUAAAUGACUUUUUAAAAACUUUGUUCUUGGAAAGUAUGGCUACCAUAGUUCUGUAUCUUAUUCAAGAGUAGACCACAAGUAUUACAGAUAACUCUAUCAGUAUUUAUUGUACUGGCUUUCAUUUCAGAGAUGUUGCUCAGUCAGAUUAUUUUUAUGGGUGUGAAAUAGAGGGAUAACAAGUGUAUCAUAGAGGUAUGUAUUUAAUGACUAAAAUAGUGUUAUAAUGGAUUUUGUGCUAUAAUGUUAAAAAAGUUACUUUUGCACUACUACUGGGGAAAAAUGUUUUCUUGUAUGCUAAUCAUCUUGAUGAUAUUUCACCUUUGAUUGGCUUCCCCAGUGGAAUAAAUUCAAUCAAAAUUUCAGGUCUUUUUUAUAAAUAAAAAGUACACUGUUUAUGUUGUUGCAUUUGCUGAUUAAAAUAGAUGUG
Molecule: messenger RNA, 2326 nt
Organism: Varanus komodoensis (Komodo dragon)
Lineage: Eukaryota; Metazoa; Chordata; Lepidosauria; Squamata; Varanidae
Gene: DUSP22
Product: dual specificity phosphatase 22
Exons: 7
Coding region: 272-883 (203 amino acids)
Biological process (GO): transforming growth factor beta receptor signaling pathway; positive regulation of JNK cascade; protein dephosphorylation
Cellular component (GO): cytosol
Molecular function (GO): protein tyrosine/serine/threonine phosphatase activity
Source: RefSeq, a predicted model, not a curated record